GCCUGCCUGCGCUUGCUGCUUCUCAGGCCGAGGCGGGCUCCGGGAGCGGGGCCUGCCGAGCUCGGCACGGGAGCGCCCAGGACAGAGCAAGACCGCUGGUGCUUUAGAGAGACAAGGGAGGAGAUAAGCCCGCACCUUUGCCUCUUCAAAGAAAUUAUUAACACUUUACAUGAUUUAAGCACUUGGAGACAGCUUUCUAAUCGCCUGAAAAAAGGGGAAAUGGAGGAAGAUGUGACUUUAGAAACUGAAGCUGAGAGAGAGAAAGUUAGAUCAAAUGCUGCUCCCAAGAUCAACCGCCAGAUUUCAAUUAGUGAAUUUUCUUGCCACUGCUGUUAUGAUAUUCUGAUCAAUCCCACUACCUUGAACUGUGGGCAUAGUUUCUGUAGACACUGCUUAGCCUUCUGGUGGUUGUCUUCUAAAAAGAAUGAAUGUCCAGAAUGCAGAGAAAAAUGGGAAGGAUUCCCCAAGGUCAACAUCCUCCUCAGGGAUGCUAUUGAAAAGCUAUUUCCUGAUGUCACUAAACAGAGAAGAGAAGACAUUCUGCAAAAUAGUGAGAUAACUCGCAGUCUAACAGCCUUUCAGAAAUAUGGGAAUGAUCAGAUUCCUACAGCAGCAAAUGCAGUAAGAACUAAUCCUCGAGGAGGGGGCUUUUUCUCAGGAGUUCUGACAGCUUUAACCUGUGUGGCAGUGGUUUUAUUAGUUUAUCACUGGAGCAGCAGAGAAUUUGAAGAUGAUCUUCUUGUCCACAAGCCUGUUGCUAAAUGGACUACUGAGGAGGUGAUUCUUUGGCUGGAACAGCUGGGUCCAUGGGCUUCCCAUUACAAGGAGAGAUUUGUAUUGGAGAGGGUGAAUGGAAGACUACUCCUUACACUAACAGAUGAGGAGCUCACAAAGGCUCCUUAUAAUAUCCAGAACAAUAGCCAUAGAAAAGCUAUUCUAAUGGAACUGGAACAAGUCAAAACAUUAGGAGUUAAACCACCACAGAACCUAUGGGAAUACAAGGCAGUAAAUCCAGGAAAAUCAUUGUUUUUGCUGUAUGCACUAAAGAGCUCUCCGAGACUUAGUCUGUUGUAUCUAUACUUGUUUGAUUACACUGAAACAUUUCUACCUUUCAUCCAUACAAUAUGUCCUGUGCAAGAAGAUGAACAUGAAGAUAUCAUCACAAAACUAUUAGACCGUACAGAUCCUACUUGGAAACAGUGGAGAGAAUUCAUUGUUAAGUACUUACUUUUGCCAUACCAAUUAAUAGCUGAAUUUGCCUGGGAUUGGCUUGAGGUGCACUAUUGGACAUCGAGAUUUAUAAUUGUCAAUGCCAUGCUGCUCUCUGUUCUGGAAUUAUUUUCAUUUUGGAAGCUCUGGUCAAGAAGGAAACUGAAGACUAUUCCUCAUAGAAUGUGGAGCCACUUCUGGAAAGUGUCUACCCAGGGACUUUUUGUUGCCAUCUUUUGGCCCUUUAUUCCUCAGUUUGUCUGCAACUGUUUGUUUUACUGGGCUCUGUACUUUAAUCCAAUUAUAAAUAUUGAUCUUGUGGUAAAAGAAAUAAGACGUCUGGAAACAUAAGUGCAAUGAUCAAUGUUAAAACUUUCUUCAGAAGUCAAUAUCUGAGCCAUUUUGAUGUCUGAAGUCUGACAUUUGAAAGAGAAAUAUUGCUUCUUUUCCUUCCUUAAUGCAGUGUGGAAAGUGCUGAUUUUUGUUGAUUAAAAAAAUUGCCUUAAGGUAAGUCACUUUCAUGCAGGGGGUACAAUAACUAUAAAGGUAGACUUUGUCCUUAGGUCGCUUUGCCAUAAUUGAGAAGGACAUUAUUCUUUUAUGGGCUGGUUUAAAAUAGCUGAAGACAUGUUUUUGGUUAGGGGAGUCGAUUGUUUUCUACUCCAGUAUUUGAGAAAUGUAUUUGUCAUGUUCUUGGAUAGGACCUUUACCUUCUACUCUCUAAGUUAGUGAGCUGUACUGUUUAUAACUUAACAUUCCCUUGGAGGUAGAGGGAACAGUGAGCUGAAGCUUAUGUAUGACAGAGUGAGCUGCUGAUUUCAUUAAUGGGUCUGAUAUUGAAGUAUAUCAGGUUUAGAUUUGGUUUCACAUACUGAGAUGCUUCAGUCAAAUGCACAAAUCUGUCAUAGUGUUUAUUCAGUUAUUUCUUCUGUUUCAGCCAUAGACAACAGAAAGGGUUUUCUUUGCAUUCCAAAUCUUUUAAUUAAGCUAUAUUAUUCAGGCAUGCUAAAUUUUAUCAAGAGCUGACUUAAUUUCUGAAACAACUUUGAAGAGAAAGCACUAUCAGAUAAACUAAAUUCAGGUAC
Gavialis gangeticus (Gharial) is the source of this 2294-nucleotide messenger RNA. RefSeq names its product bifunctional apoptosis regulator (gene BFAR). The record is from RefSeq and is a predicted model, not a curated record. Gene Ontology annotation, cellular component: nucleus. The coding region runs from base 220 to 1560 and encodes 446 amino acids. Gene Ontology annotation, biological process: proteasome-mediated ubiquitin-dependent protein catabolic process. Lineage: Eukaryota; Metazoa; Chordata; Crocodylia; Gavialidae. The transcript is spliced from 8 exons. Gene Ontology annotation, molecular function: ubiquitin protein ligase activity; protein binding.